AUGGAUACCACCAUUGAUUUCAGCCCUUACCGUGCCGAUGGCAAGCUCUACGGAUUUGUUUGCGUCGUAACUGGCGCCGCCCAGCCCGUUGGGCAGGCUAUCAUUGAGGAACUGGCCGCAUGCGACAAGGCGGCCAGCGAUGAAGGCUUCAAGCCUUUGGUCGACAAUGUCCACAUCGAGCACCCAAACACGAAAAUCAUCCCUUACCCCUUUGACGUAGCCAAGGAAGAAGAGACGCUUGUUCUUAUUGACGAGUUACUUAACAACUUUGGGCGUCUCGAUAUAUGGGUGUCAUCGGCCGGCCUGCUGGGUCCUCCGUCCAUCACCGAGACAACACCGGCAGACCUGCAACGCUGCCUCGAGGCGCAUUCAAUAGCACCGUUCUUUGCGCUCAAAUACGCGCCUGCGGCCAUGGCCAAGCUCACAGAGAAGAAGUCGUACCCCAAUGCCGCGCCCAAGACGCAAAAGUACGGCAGCAUCAUCGUCAUCGGCAGCGUGGCAUCAACGUACGGCGGCUGCUGGGGCCCCGCAUAUGUGGUGGCCAGCCAUGCUGCGCUUGGUGUCGUGAAGGCUGGUGUUGCGGUCUUGAAAGGCACAGGAGUGAGAAUCAACUGCAUCUCACCGGGCCAGAUUGACAUUGGCUUGGACUUGAACGGGAUCGAUCUCAAGGGGAUGAACUCCCAGUUCCCCCCUGCAAGCCUCCAGACCCAAGAAGUCUGGAAAGGCCAGGCAAUCCACAAGAAGUGGCACGAGUAG
Messenger RNA from Colletotrichum chrysophilum, 756 nucleotides. RefSeq lists its product as uncharacterized. The transcript is spliced from 5 exons. The record is from RefSeq and is a predicted model, not a curated record. Lineage: Eukaryota; Fungi; Ascomycota; Sordariomycetes; Glomerellales; Glomerellaceae. Bases 1 to 756 code for a protein of 251 amino acids.